AUGAGCAACGUCAAUCAGAACCCGGAAAGGCUGCUGGCAAUCCCUGUGAAGAAAACUGAUCCGGUGGAUCUGUACCGGCCGUUACGCAAGUUCGUUGCCACAAAAUAUUCAGAGAGCGAUGCACAGAAAGUGGAAAGCGUUCUCGAAACCCUAAACAACUGCCGCAGGGACAUGGUGGAGCGAGGGGACCUCUCCCUUCCCAUGCAACGUGACUGCCUCAUCCACUACUUCAAAUGUCUCUGCAUGGUUGAACCACUCUUCACCGCUAUCUCCUCCGAUGCCGACGCCGACCCGAUCACCUUUGUCUGGUACGACGCUUUCUUCUCUGAGCAUGAGAAUGGAGUCUCCUCCCAGCGCAACAGCAUCCAAUUGGAGAAGGCUGCUGUUAUCUUCAACCUUGGCGCCAUCUGCAGCCAGAUUGGGGCCUCUUGCGACCGCACCACCUCCCUUGGCCGUCACCUUGCAAUGGACGCAUUCAAUGCCGCCGCCAACUUCUUCUACAAACUCUGGACGGUUUUUGCCAAGGACGUCUCCGCCACUCUCGACUUGAGUCUACUGUUCGCCAAGACUCUGCACCGCCUCUGCUCCGCUCAGGCUUCGGAGCUCAACUUACAGCAAGGACUCCACCACAACAACACAAAUGACGACGCCAGUUCCGUUUCGUUUAAAUCGGUUUCUCAGAAUUAUCAAAUGCUAACUGUUAUGAUACUACGUAACUUGCCUGCAACGGAACAUAUCCUCUCAUUUGACCGAACAUGGAUAACUCAUCUUUCCCAGAAGUUGACAUUCUUUCAGGUGGAGGCUCGUCAGAGGAAAUCAUCCAUCCUACCCAAAUCCAACCAACCUGUAGUAAUAUCAUUGGUGUCUCCUCUUGAUGAUGAUGCAGAGACUGUCACUGAAAAAUUAGUUACAGCGGCCUGCACUACAACUGCGGUGACCCGUGGACACGAGAACUAG
This is a messenger RNA of Arachis stenosperma, 957 nucleotides long. RefSeq names its product vacuolar-sorting protein BRO1-like. Gene Ontology annotation, biological process: protein transport to vacuole involved in ubiquitin-dependent protein catabolic process via the multivesicular body sorting pathway. The transcript has 2 exons. NCBI's taxonomy places the organism in Eukaryota, Viridiplantae, Streptophyta, Magnoliopsida, Fabales, Fabaceae. The record is from RefSeq and is a predicted model, not a curated record. Gene Ontology annotation, cellular component: endosome. The coding region runs from base 1 to 957 and encodes 318 amino acids.